AUGGAACACGCGAGACCGCCUCCCGAGCUCAGUACAGAUGGAAGCCCCGUCAGCCGGGCUGACGCGUGGCAAUGUUGGAAGACACAAUUUAACUUAUUUCUUAAGGCAUCUGAAGUGGUGAAAGAGGACGCCGCGACUCAGGCCAGUUUGCUUAUCAAUUUAAUUGGACCCGAGGGGUUCAAUGCAUAUCAGACGUUCGACUUUGAGAAGGAGGGUGAUCGCGAUAGCAUAAAAAUCCUUCAAGAAAAAUUUGAUGCAUAUUUCGGUCUGAAACCUAACAUAACUUUAGCAAGAUACAAGUUUUUUACUCGCAACCAGGAAGACGGAGAAACGAUAAGCCAAUACGUAACGGCACUUAGGUUAUUAACAAAAACAUGUGCAUUUUCCUCAUUGGAACAGGAUUUGAUUCGCGACCGUAUCGUCUGCGGCAUAAAGAGCACUAUCGUUAGAGACCGUUUGCUUCGUACGGACGAUUUGACACUCGAUAAGGCGAUAAAAAUUUGUCAAGCGGACGAGGUAUCGAGUGACGGUUCCCGGAGACUGGAAGCGCUCAAAAUAAGCGCGGGACCCUCGCAAGUGGACGUGGUGCAGUUCCGCAGCGGCAGGGCCGGCCGCGGCGGCCGGGGCGGCGGCGGCGGGCGCUGGAGGCCGAGCCGUGGCGCCGGCGCCGGGGGCGCGCCCGGACCCGCUCGCCAGCGCGCUCCGUGUCCGGGGUGCGGGCAGGCCUGCGAUCCCGGCAAGUGUCCGGCUAAUGGAGUGCAGUGUUUUAAAAAUGGGUCACUUCGUAUCUGUCUCGAUCCUCGGCCGCUCAACUGCGCCGUGCAGCGCGCUCACUUUCAGUUGCCGACUAUUAACGAGAUAGCUGCCAAGCUUCACGGGGCCCGAUUGCUUAAAAAAGAAUCUGUUUGGUGUUGGGACUCCGUGCACGACGCAGCAUUCGUUAAACUGAAAGAGUUAGUGUGUAACGCUCCGGUGUUGACGCUGUUCGACGCGUCGCAGCCCGUGGUGGUGUCGGUGGACGCGAGCGCGGUGGCGCUGGGCGCCACGCUGCUGCAGGCCGGCCGCCCCGUCGAGUACGCGUCGCGCACGCUCACCGACACACAAACGAGGGCAUUGACCGCUGCAAGAGCCGCGCGCCGCGCGCGAGAGGUAUUGUUUUGGCCGGGCAUCACGCGCGACAUUGAGUCGUAUGUGCGGCGCUGUGAGGCCUGCCAGGAGUGCCAGAAUGCUCCCGCUAGGGAACCUAUGUUACCUAUACCUAUUCCAGAACUGCCGUGGUGCAAAGUAGGAAUGGAUAUAUUUGAAUAUAGAAAGCAGUACUUCUUGAUUAUGGUUGAUUACUUCUCUGGAUUCAUUGAGGCAUUUAAUAAAGUGCGAGCCGGGCGUGUCCCCGCCACCGUCCACGCAGUCGCUAGCACUGGGUUCAAGUCCGCUCGAUGUAAAGGCUGCGCCCACUGCCGAGCCAGCUCCGAACCCGGGACCGAGCGGUGGCGGUACUGCCCAGACUACCGUGUUAAAUGA
Molecule: messenger RNA, 1521 nt
Organism: Leguminivora glycinivorella
Lineage: Eukaryota; Metazoa; Arthropoda; Insecta; Lepidoptera; Tortricidae
Exons: 5
Coding region: 1-1521 (506 amino acids)
Source: RefSeq, a predicted model, not a curated record